GAAGAAACAAGACAGAGAAGACAAAGAGGAUCACCACAAAGCCAAACACCUCCAUGUCAUAGUUGCACUUCCAAGAACUGAAAAAUCCACUUAGUACAUUUCUUAGAUCCAAUUUACAGUUGGCGUCUUCCCAGCAACCGUUGACAAAAACCCACCAUCUCUCCCUCUAAGCCUCGCUGCUCCUUCAUUCAAUUUCAGAUUGAUGCAUGUGUGUGUGUGUGUUCCUUUCAUCCUGGGUUUGUCAUCGGUUCCAUUGGAUUUUCUUCAUGGAAUUAUAGAGAAUUUUGUUGCAAUUCUUUCUGGAGCUUUGAAAUGAAAUGCGUGUAAGUGGGAGUGUCUUCCUUUUUAUUUAAAUGUGCUGUUGAUAGCAGAUUUUGGUUUGGUUGAACUGUGAAUUCUGAGGAGUUGGAAUUCAAUUUUCUAACUUGGGACUUCAAGAUGACUGGGAGAAAAAAUAUGGGGCGAGUAUCACCAUUCUUUUUGGUGCUCCUGUCAUUUGGAUUUUGCUUUGCUACAUAUAACUUGUUGACAUUGGUAAUACAGUAUAAGCACUCCAAUUCAGGAAAUGGAUUGGAGCUAUCUGACCCCAUUAUUACUGUGCCUCAUAAAGUAAAGAGAUUAGGGGAGUCAAAUUCGAGAUACCAUGUUGCUCUUACGGCGACUGAUUCUCCUUAUAGCCAAUGGCAAUGCCGGAUUAUGUACUAUUGGUAUAAGAAGAUGAAAGACAUGCCUGGAUCAGACAUGGGAAAGUUCACUCGAGUUCUGCAUUCAGGAAAAGCUGACAAUUUGAUGGAUGAGAUUCCAACCUUUGUUGUAGAUCCUCUUCCUGAGGGCGUGGAUCGAGGUUAUAUUGUGUUAAAUAGACCAUGGGCUUUUGUGCAGUGGCUGGAAAAAGCAACAAUUGAUGAAGAAUACAUUUUAAUGGCAGAGCCUGACCACAUAUUUGUAAAUCCUUUGCCUAACUUGGCACAUGGAGAUCAUCCAGCAGGCUAUUCUUUUUCCUACAUUAAACCAGCUGCACAUGAAAAAAUUAUUAGGAAAUAUUAUCCAGAGGAAAGGGGUCCAGUGACAAAGGUUGAUCCAAUUGGCAAUUCUCCUGUAAUAAUAAAAAAGUCCAUUUUGGAGGAAAUUUCACCAACAUGGGUAAAUAUUUCAUUAAGAAUGAAAGAUGACCAUGAGAGCGAUAAGGCAUUUGGUUGGGUGUUAGAAAUGUAUGCCUAUGCUGUAGCAUCAGCAUUGCAUGGUGUUCGUCAUGUACUUCGGAAGGACUUUAUGAUACAGCCACCAUGGGAUUUGGAAGUUGGGAAGAGGUUUAUUAUUCAUUAUACUUAUGGAUGCGACUUUAACUUAAAGGGAGAACUAACAUAUGGAAAAAUUGGAGAAUGGCGAUUUGAUAAGAGAUCCUAUCUAAGUGGUCCUCCACCAAAGAACCUCUCCUUACCCCCACCAGGAGUUCCUGAAAGUGUGGUGAGACUUGUAAAGAUGGUAAAUGAAGCUACAGCCAACAUUCCAGACUGGGACUCGAUAAACCGUGGUUGAAAUUGAAUUCAGAUCACAAGUUCGUUGAUCUUCUGUUCAGUAUGAUGGAAUCCUCCAAUGGAGAAUCAUUCAUACUAUUUACAGGAUAACAAAAUAGUGGUAUAGAUAGAAAACUAUAGGAGAGUUUUUACAACUUAUAGGAGGAUUUUGUAAUUUUGACAUGGAAGGAAGGCCACUGAAUUCUUUUUGUAAGCAUCUUCACAUUGAAAUUAUUGUUGAGCUUUGAAUAUUUCAGACCUGUAAAUACCAACAGGUCUUUGACGGCCUUGUCAGUAUAGUAUAAUGGUGGCUCGUGAGGCAGUUUCUGC
Molecule: messenger RNA, 1847 nt
Organism: Manihot esculenta (cassava)
Lineage: Eukaryota; Viridiplantae; Streptophyta; Magnoliopsida; Malpighiales; Euphorbiaceae
Product: hydroxyproline O-arabinosyltransferase PLENTY
Exons: 9
Coding region: 439-1539 (366 amino acids)
Molecular function (GO): glycosyltransferase activity
Source: RefSeq, a predicted model, not a curated record